This is a messenger RNA of Silurus meridionalis, 1479 nucleotides long. RefSeq names its product cracd like b (gene cracdlb). The transcript has 9 exons. Lineage: Eukaryota; Metazoa; Chordata; Actinopteri; Siluriformes; Siluridae. Bases 581 to 1369 code for a protein of 262 amino acids. The record is from RefSeq and is a predicted model, not a curated record.
AGGGUGAUUGGGUUUAAGUAGCAGAGAGAACAAGCAAGAAGACAGAAUGCAAAAUGAUUGCAUGCAUUUGAUCAGGAUUUAUGUUUUGUGCAGGAGUUGUGGUCCUGAAGUUGAAGACAAAAAAGAAAACAAUGAUAGUUUGUAGUUCGCUAUUCUGCAGCUGGAGUGCAAAAGAAACUGAAUAAUAAUUAUUAAUGAGAGUGAUUUUUUUCUUCACCUACUAGAUGCAGGUACUCACUCUGUUUUUCAAACCCCCCUUGAUCCUUUCCCAUGAAUAAAUUCACACGAACCUUUUGCUCCACCUCUCUUUCGUUUGCAGAUGUCAGUGAUGUAAUGGCAACGGAUGGUGGUUGUUAGUGCAUGUGUGCACUCAGCCUAGAUCCCAGAGAUACAGAGCCAAGCAAGGGACAAAAAGGGAAACCAGGAAACAGAGUGGAAGAAGUGAUCACUGAGAUUUCACGUCACCCUGCUGACGAGUUCCUGUAACUCAAAUUGCAGUGGAAGUUAAUGCUGUGACGGUUCAGGACUGUUUUGGCAGCAAAAGAGGGACCAACACAAUAUUAGGUAAGCAGAUACAGCAAUGGAGUCUACCCCAGGAGAAUUGAGUGGCAACACAGAGGAUGUCACAGGAAGGAAGAAGUCAAGGUUCAAGUUCCUCAAAGGCCGUCUUUUUGGGCGUCUUAAGAAAAAGGAGACUGAGGGACGGAUGAAGCAGAGCCAGUCUACUGGUGAUGUUACUGCACAAGAGGGCGGGAGAGGCGAGGAUGACUCCGAGGAUGAAUGUCAAUACCCAGAGGGGACGUUAGGUUCCAGGGCAUUGUCUCACGACAGCAUCUUCCUGGCUGACCAGGUUCAGUCCUCACAGCCAACACGGGUUCUCUCACAGGAGAAUGUUCACAGCAAGAUUAAAGCUCUGCAGUUGAAGCUACAGCAACAGAACAUUCAACUAGCUCCUCCAUUAAUGAUUCCUCGAAGACGAAUAGAAGACUCUGGAGCAACAUCUGAGGAUGAUGGCUUACCUCAUAGUCCUCCUGAGAUGUCCUUCCAAGAGGUAGCCAUGCAAAAAGGAGCCUCUAAGUAUCCUGAGGUUAAAAACAAUCUCAGCUGGUUAAGUUUAACAGGAACCGGCAGUGAAGAGGAAGAGCAGGGUGGUUUCUCACAACCCUCAUCAAGACCCCUUUCUCCAGUCUCCAAGUUGUCACCAAAAGAAUCACAUUUAACUGGUGUUGAUUUCUCAAGCCCUGCCCAGUAUGUUCCCAUAUUAGACAAUUCAGCUGCUCGUCAUCGCCUGUCAGUCAAGCCCAGAAUCAACGAGCUAGCACCAAAGGAAAAAAACCUAAUCUGUACCGUCCUCGGUCCAGCAGCAUGAACAGCCUCGAUCUUCCACUGUCAGAGACGGAAGAAACACAACAAAGUAUCACACCAACGCAGAUCGUGCAGCCUUUCUCUGAAACCUCUGAACAUUCAACUCAAUCUAAG